Heterobasidion irregulare TC 32-1 is the source of this 843-nucleotide messenger RNA. RefSeq lists its product as uncharacterized. Gene Ontology annotation, cellular component: endoplasmic reticulum. The record is from RefSeq and is a predicted model, not a curated record. The transcript is spliced from 4 exons. Gene Ontology annotation, molecular function: oxidoreductase activity. Bases 1 to 843 code for a protein of 280 amino acids. Lineage: Eukaryota; Fungi; Basidiomycota; Agaricomycetes; Russulales; Bondarzewiaceae.
AUGUCCAGCAAGACCAAAGUCGUCCUUGUCACAGGCUGCUCGGAAGGCGGCAUUGGCUUCUCCCUGUGCGAGCAAUUCGCGGAGCAAGGAUGCAAGGUGUACGCAACAGCGCGAAACAUCGAGAAGAUGCAAGGGUUCACACAUGCUGGGAUCGAGAAAUUGACAUUGGAUGUGAAGAAUGAUGAAGAUGUGAAGCGUGUGGUGGAGGAUGUCAUCGACAGGGAGGGCAGCAUCGACAUUCUCGUAAACAAUGCGGGGGUAGGAUGUUUUGGCCCCGUCCUCGAAAUCCCACUCGAUCAAAUCAGAGACGUCUUCGAAGCGAACACGUUCUCUAUCUUGCGUGUCUCCCGCGUCGUCGUUCCUCACAUGGCUGCCCGCAAGCAGGGACUUAUCGUGAACAUAGGAUCCGUUGUUGGAGAGAUCCCGACACCCUGGGCGGGCAUCUAUGCGUCGUCAAAGGCAGCCACGCACGCCAUUACACAGGUCCUUGCGAUGGAAUGUGCCCCUCUCGGCGUGGACGUCACACUUGUGGCUCCAGGCGGCGUACGGUCUAACAUCUCGAGCAGUGCCUCCCCGACUUUCACCCUCCCUCCUGACACGCUCUAUGCCAAAUUUCUCGACAACAUCAUCGCGCGCAUGUGGGCGAGCCAGAGCCCUCAAUCCAUGCCCACUCCGGUAUUCGCGAGGGAGGUCGUUGCAAAGGUCCUACAAUCGAAACCGCCUUUCUACGUAACGUUGGGACACAACUCGACAAUCUUCAAGGUAUUCAAGUGGUUGCCGAGGACUUGGGUCAUGGGGUACUUGUGGAAGCUGUUCAGUUCUCCGAAGGCUGGCGCAAAGUAA